Messenger RNA from Phalaenopsis equestris, 1976 nucleotides. RefSeq lists its product as uncharacterized. The transcript has 6 exons. Gene Ontology annotation, molecular function: protein binding. Lineage: Eukaryota; Viridiplantae; Streptophyta; Magnoliopsida; Asparagales; Orchidaceae. The record is from RefSeq and is a predicted model, not a curated record. Bases 8 to 1894 code for a protein of 628 amino acids.
GUAUCGAAUGGGUGAACCCCAUGUGUUCGUCAACAUCCACCCCAUCCCCUCCUUCUGCCGCCAUAAAAGCUUCAUGAAAGGAUACGAGGCCAUCCACGACGCUAUCCGUCGCAACGAUGUGUUCUUCCUUCGUAGGUAUCUCAAAGAACGGGCUCAGAAGAAAGAAGCAAUUGAGGAGAGUUUGCAGAAGCUCGAAGGCCAGUACUACUCUGCCGUAAACCUAUCAGGAGACCCACUCCUCAGUGUCCUCAUCUCCUACAGGAAGACCGAGCUGGCCAACAAGUUGCUUGAAGAUAUGGACGAGGAGAGCCUUCUGGAAGCCAAUCUGCAGGGGAACACUGCCCUCCAUGUUGCGGCGGCCGUCGGCAAUAAGAUGAUGGGAGUUGCUGACAGGCUGAUCCGUAAGAAUAAGGAGCUCCUGAAUACGAGGAAUAAGGACAACGAGACGCCGCUGCUGAAGGCUGCGUUGCAUGGGCAGCGAAACAUUUUUUGGAUGAUGUACGAACGUGGCGAUCGUGACGCCAUUAUAGAUGUUAAAAGGAAGGACGGAGCCAACGUUUUGCACUGCGCUAUCAUGGGCAAUGCUCCGAGACUGGCAUUGGAGAUAGCGGAGAGUUUUCCACAUCUAAGAAGAAGGCGGAACGCGGCUGCGGUGACUCCCCUCCAACUUAUGGUGACAAUUCCAGGAGCAUUCAAGAGUAAAUUGGAAAUCGGACCGUUGGAUUCCUUCAUCUACAACUGUAUACCAUUUAACGAAGGAGACGGGAGAGGGAGUGGUGCGGCUUCCGCUAUCGAAAAUGCUUAUGACCUUGGCCUGCCUGUAGCUGAGAAUCAACAAGACGAGGAGAACCCACAGCUUCAUAAGAAAACAAGCUCUCCUCCAAACUACGGCACAGUGUUUAACCUGUUCAAAUUGCCUCUAAUCGCAGCCGGAUGGGCGAAACUGCUCAUUUUGGUUAUCCUAAAGCUCAUGUUCCCCAGAAUAAAGUAUUUAGAGAAUCAAAAGAAACACCAUAUGGAAACCUUGGCACUCAUCGACUGUUUGGCAGGAGAUGUGGAGUACUGGAGCUUCAUCUCCUUGGGGAAGACAGGCCAAUUUGGUGAGAGCAGAAGUUUCAACAUCCGCGAACUCCCUGAAUUGGACGAACCAUUUGAAAUGGAAGAAGACAAAGAUAAGGAAAUCUCCGACGCUGCUCUUCAGCGCUGGAACGACUCGCCGCUAAUAACCGGCGCCAGGUUGGGACUCUACGAAUACGUCAACAAAAUCCUGGAAGUCUACCCGCAGUCCAUUAACAUCCUCGACGUCCAAGGAAGAAAUAUAAUUCAGGUUGCCAUCCCGCUCGGAAGCAAGAAAAUCUUCGACUUGGUGGCGUCGAAACUUGGAGGCAGAAAUCCCCUGCUUCCUUCGCGACUGCUGUACGCAAGAGACGACAUGAACAACACGAUUCUCCACUACGCCGCUGAAGUGACCGUCGAUGAGGACGUGGCUGGCCCUCUCCAAAUGCUGAAAGACCUGCAAUGGUUUGAAAAAGUUGAGAAAUUGAUGCCCAGAGACCUUCGGUAUAGUCGCAACGCAGAGGAGAAGACGGCGCAGGAGUGCUUCUCAGAGAAGCACAAAACGAUGGCGAGGAAAGGGAAGAAACAGCUCACCCAAUUGGGACAGACUUGUUCGGGCCUCGUUGCAGCAUUCGUCUUUGCUUCGAGCUUUUCAAUUUCCUGCUGGCUCCGGCGACGGAGUAGGUGGCGGCAAUAUAUACGGCAGGGCGGCAUUUGUUGUGUUCAAGAACGCAUUCGUGUUCGGAUUAUCCUGCGCCGCCACGGCCCUGGUUCUGUUCUUGUCGCUGAUUACCUCGUCGUACAAAGAGACCGAAUUUCGGCGAUCGCUCCCGACUAAGUUUUUUUUCGCGGUUUUAUCGUUCAUCCUGGCGCUGAUCUCCCUCCUGGUCGCCUUCUCGUGCAAUAUCUUUUUACAUAUU